CCGCCAUUUGCAUUUGCUAAUUGCUAGUAUUUCUACUCUUGUUUGAUUUAUCAGUUUUAUUUUUCGGAUUGUAGGUGAUUUGGGUUUGGAUGUCAAUUUUCUGUUCGGUUUCCAAGGAAAAGGUUAUUAUAAAUUAAUUAUAAGGUUUAGCAGGCAGCUUCGGUAAGUGGAACAAUGGAACCACGCGGUCGUAGUAGGGCUCGUGGUCGAGCCCGCGCUGGACAACCGUUGACAGGCCCGCCAGGUCCUCGACCUGGUCCCCCUAUGGCUCCAGGUGCAGUCCCCCCUCAGCAACAAGCUCCUGGCCCACAGGGGCCUUGGGCACGACCUGCAGUGCCACAGCAACAAGCCCCCCAGCCGCAGCCCCCUGCACAUUGGGUUCGACCCCAAAUGCCAACGCCUGCAGUGUCUGCUGGAAGAGGAUCACGAUUGGGAGGGGGUGAUGCACCUGAAGGUGCCCCAGUCGCUGAACAGGUCGGAGGACUGCACGGUGCUGGGGAAGGUGCACUUGCCCAAGAUCGAGGCCGCGGAGGUGGCAAUGGAGGUGUCCGUGGGCGCACCAUUAGACAUGAAAUUAUGCACACGAGGCCUCCGAAUUUCAAUAAACAAGGAUCAAGUGGAACACCUAUUCAAUUGAUCGCCAAUUAUUUCACCCUGCUGCAAGCCGGCAAAUGGGGCUUGAACCAGUACCGAGUCGAUUUCAACCCCGACAUCGAUCAUACCGGUAGACGUAAAGGGAUGUUCCGCAAUCUCAUGCAGGGCGUACAAGGCGUGACGGGCUACCUGUUCGACGGCACCGUCAUGUAUACUCCGCAGCGUUUGAACCCCGACCCGUUGGAGAGAGUAGUGGAGACCGAAGCCGGGGAGCAAGUCAGGAUCACCGUUCGACUGGUGGGGGACGUGGCCUGGGGGGACCACCACUACAUCCAGCUGUUCAACAUUAUCAUCAGGAAGUGUCUGGCGUUCAUGCAGUUGCAGAUGGUCGGCAGGGACUAUUUCGAUCCGAACUCUAAGAUUGCCAUUCCAGAGUACAAGCUCGAGCUUUGGCCGGGUUAUUAUACAAGCAUGCGUCAGCAUGAGCAAAAUAUUUUAAUGAACGCGGAUGUGGCGUUCAAGGUCAUGAGGACUGACAACGUGUAUGACAUGCUCCUCGAGUGCCGAAGUGGCAAUCCACGUGCUGAGUUCCAGUCGAAAAUCAUUGGUAGUGUAGUUCUGACAUACUACAACAAUAAGACAUACAGAAUUGAUGACGUGGAGUUCGGCAUCACUCCAGAAAGUACAUUCCCGAUGCGAGAUGGAACGCAAAUUUCUUUUAUUGAAUAUUACAGAACGAAACAAAACAUCAAUAUCCAGGUGAGAUCCCAACCGAUGUUGGUGUCGCGAUCCAGCCAGAGGGAAAUCAGAGCCGGCAUGCCGGAAACCGUCCUUUUGGUGCCCGAGCUGUGCAAACUGACUGGCCUCACAGACAGGCAGCGCGAGAACUUCCAGUUGAUGCGCGCGAUGGCCGACCACACGCGCAUCGGUCCCACCAAGCGCAUGGAAAAGCUGAACGAGUUCAGCAUGCGCAUGCGCAGGUCGCCGGAGGCGCUGGCCGAGGUGCGCAAGUGGGACCUCGAUCUGGCCGAUAGGCUGGUCAGGUUCCAGGGCAGGGUGCUGCCACAAGAGACCAUAGUCGGCGGCAACAACGCCAAAUACCCGGCCGGCCCUCAAGCCGACUGGACGCGCGAGCUGCGCGCGCUGCCCAUGUUCGUCGCCGGCCAGAUACCGCGCUUCGCCGUCGUCUGCCCCGUCAAGCUGAAGGGCGCCUGCCAGGACUUCGUCCAAUGCCUGCAAAAGUCGGCGCGCGGUAUGCGCUGGGACAUCGGCGCGCCGAGGAUAUUCGACAUCAACGACGAUAGGUCGCACAGCUAUCUGGAAUGCAUCGAGAACUUGAUCAGCAAGAACAACCCGUCGAUGAUCAUGUGCGUGGUGCCGAACAAUUCGGCGGAUAGGUAUUCGGCGAUUAAGAAGAAGUGCUGCGUGGAUCGCGGCGUGCCGACGCAAGUGAUUUUGGCGAAGAAUCUGACAUCCAAGGGGGUCAUGUCCAUAGCCACCAAAGUGGCCAUCCAGCUGAACUGCAAAGUGGGCGGCGCUCCGUGGACCGUAAUGAUGCCCUUGACCCAUCUCAUGAUCGUCGGCUACGACGUGUGCCGCGACACGGUCAACAAGGGCAAGAGUUUCGCCGCCAUGGUCGCCUCCAUGGACAAGCAGAUGACGCGCUUCUUCAACAGCGUGGCCGAGCACAAGAUGGACGAGGAGCUCAGCGAGAACUUCGCCUCGUUCUUGCUGCUCGCCUGUCACAAGUACAAGGAGAUCCACGGCCAGUUUCCCGACAGUUAUUCCACAGGAUUCUGAUUUACCGUGACGCGGUAGGCGACGGCCAGCUGCCCUACGUCAAGGAGCACGAGAUCGCCAUCAUCAAGAAGAAGUUGACUCAGGAAAUAUAUCCCAAUGGGGACCUGAAGAUGGCGUUCGUCGUCGUCUCGAAGCGCAUCAAUACGAGGAUCUUCACCGAAAGGGACAACCCGCCGCCCGGUACGGUCGUCGAUGAUGUAAUCACGUUGCCGGAAAGAUACGACUUCUUCAUCGUGUCGCAAUGCGUAAGACAGGGCACGGUCGGCCCCACCAGCUACAACGUGAUCGAGGACACGAUGGGCCUGCCGCCUGACCGCAUGCAGAUGCUGACGUACAAGCUGUGUCACAUGUACUUCAACUGGAGCGGGACGGUGCGAGUGCCUGCCCCGUGCCAGUACGCCCACAAAUUGGCGUUUUUGACGGCGCAGUCGUUGCACCGACCGGCCAACAGGGCGCUGGAGACCGUCCUUUUCUAUUUGUAAUGGUAUUUGAUUUUUUCUAUUUUUAUUAUUUCUUCGGCGACGUUCUUGUCGUGUCUCAUUGUCUCAUUACCUUAUAGUUAGGAAGUAUUCGAUUUUUUUAUUUUUUCGUUCUCGUUGUGCGCAACGGUAUUGGAGGUUUUAUUUUCUGAUCUUGUUUUUGAAUGAAGAUGGGUGUGAAACUUUGGUGAAUUCCAUUUCCUCAUGUUCUUUUGUACUUUCCAGGCAGGAAACACGAAAUUUGAUCAUGAAAAUGGAUACUGCUAUUCAUAAAGAUAGUUUGACAGUUCAUUUACUACAUAUUGGGUAUACUGACAGCAAUAUUCUACACAAUCACAUUGAAUCCAUGGAAAUAUAAUAAAUUUCACAUCUUGGUUUUGAAUGUUCCACCUAUUUCAUAAUCAGCCAUUAGUUUUUUUACAAAGUAUAUCAACUUCACAUCGACUAAGGCCUAGAAAUUCAGUGAGAAGAUUUCUGAGUCAAACAGAUUUUUUUUGUUGAAAGAUUGUUAAGUGUGACAAUAUUAGUUUAUAUAUCAAGAAAUGUGCCUACUGAUGAAAGAAAAAGCGAUUUGUGAUUUUCAACUGUAUCCUGCAAUAUCUUGAUAGAAUGUUCACAUUUUCUCUAUCUAAUUCGUGUUCCCCGCCUAAAAAUACAAAGUAGGAGCAAAUAUCUUCCAAGUUUUUAAAAUAUUGUCUGGAGAAAAUUUUAUCCAGCAAUGCUCAUGAUGUGGCAUUUUUCGGGAGCUCCGUUGUUACUUUGACUAGCUAGAGGGCUUGCUUUUUUAUUUAAUCUCUGAAUUGAAGUUUGUGUUCGGAUUUAUAUCCCAGAAUUUUUCUUUUGUUCUAUAAUUAGGAUUUUUUGUUGAAGAUAUCCCAAUUUUUUUAACAAACAAGAUACAUUUUACAAAUGUUGUUUGUAUGUUGAAUUUGGAUUAGAUUUAAAUGUUAGAACAAGAUGUGAAUGAAAAAUAAACAGUGUUAUUUUUAUAUAUUUUUUGAUUAAACGUUG
Phaedon cochleariae (mustard beetle) is the source of this 3884-nucleotide messenger RNA. The record is from the annotation of a GenBank genome assembly. NCBI's taxonomy places the organism in Eukaryota, Metazoa, Arthropoda, Insecta, Coleoptera, Chrysomelidae.